AUACAGUGCUUUACUGUAUUAUAAUCAGUGUUGCUUCAGCUUUUGUAGGAGCAACUGUGUUUUGUGUUGGCCUCUUGCUAAUAUAAUAAAUUUAUUGUCAAGGUAUUCUUGAUACACUUUAUAAAAAGUCUCGCAUAACUUCUUAUAUUUUUACAAUUCGAAUAAAGAAGAACAAAAUGAAGACUUUCGUGCUUGUUACAUGUCUAAUAAUGACGGUCGUUUUCGCAGUUGAUUUUGAAAAAGUUCGACAAAUUGGUCCUGACUUAGAAAAAUGUGCAGAAACAUUACCAAAGUGUGGAAAUGAACCGAAGGAUGUCUUUAUAAGACCUGAUGUGUGGUACUGUGUAUUAACACAAUAUGGAAUAAUUGAUAAAAAGGGUGUAAUGAUGCAUGAUAAAGCUAUUGCACUUUGUGACGUUCUAGUCUCUGAUCCUAAUCAGGUGGCUUAUUGCAACACAGAAGCUUCUAAAUGCAUAGAAAAAGCAAAUCAAGGUUCAGGAUCCGACAGCGAGAAAAGCCGAGCUAAAUUAGAAUGUGCGAUAAAAAGUGGUCUUCCAAACCUUAUUCCUGAGCUAACAUAGAAAAAAGCACAUAAAGAAAGAUUUGUCAAAAGUGGUGUUAAAAUCGGUGCAAUUACUUGAUCACUGUUUUAUGAUAAUUUUAAAUAUAAAAUAUUUCGGUUUUGGUACAGCUCUAUAUUACGUUUGUAAUUAACAUUAAAAAUCAAUAUGUUAUGCUAACAAUAAAAUACAAUACAUAAUA
Messenger RNA from Monomorium pharaonis (pharaoh ant), 762 nucleotides. Its product is annotated as venom allergen 2. The record is from RefSeq and is a predicted model, not a curated record. The coding region runs from base 177 to 581 and encodes 134 amino acids. Gene Ontology annotation, molecular function: odorant binding. The transcript is spliced from 6 exons. NCBI's taxonomy places the organism in Eukaryota, Metazoa, Arthropoda, Insecta, Hymenoptera, Formicidae.